This is a messenger RNA of Colletotrichum costaricense, 372 nucleotides long. RefSeq lists its product as uncharacterized. NCBI's taxonomy places the organism in Eukaryota, Fungi, Ascomycota, Sordariomycetes, Glomerellales, Glomerellaceae. The transcript has a single exon. The annotation marks the transcript as partial. The record is from RefSeq and is a predicted model, not a curated record.
CCGGGGCGAUUUGCAAUCGACGUCCGGCAGCUGUCGCGUCAUCCGGGUAUUUCGAUACGCAGGCAUUUCAAUAUCGCUCGCUGUCGGCUCGUCUCUCCGUCCUGGAAGAUCUGUUCGGGAGUACGCGAACAGAAUCGAGGCCAAUACAACUUGGCCAAAAAGUGGUUCAAACACCGAACCGUUGCGGGCUUAACCCAAUCGGCCACUUUGAUGACCGAUCACAGCUUCAUGCGUCGUCAAGCCUCUUCCUUUGAAGCGGGGAAAUGCGACCCCCAUGAGUUCCACGGAGUUAUCGAAGGAGAAGAGGCAUUCGGCCCCGAGACAAACAGACGGCUGCUGUCUUCCGGCUCAGUUAAUUUCCACCGUCACUAA